CCCACAAUGGCGGAGGUGGUGGCAGAGAUGGCAGAGGUGACUGAGAUGCCAACACAAGUGUCACCAGAGGUGGUGGAGAUGGCAACACAGAUGUCAGGGGAGGUGACUGAGAUGUCCACAGAGGUGACUGAGCUGACACCUGGGGAGGCCCUUGCCUCAUCCCUCUUCUUCCAGCACCACCAGUUCAUGUGUUCUGAGUGUGGUAGCCUCUACAACACCCUGGAAGAGGUCCUCUCACACCAGGAGCAGCACGUGCCCCCAGCUGUAGAGGAGGAGGCACUGACCACCCAAGACGCAGGCCUGGAGCCAGGCACAGAGCUGGUGCCGGGCACCGAGGAUGGGCCUUUCCAGUGUGGCGAGUGCAGCCAGCUCAUCCUCUCCCCCAGCGAGCUCCUGGCCCACCAGGACGCCCACCUCCGGGAGUCUGCAAGUCAGAUCCAGUACCAGUGUGGGGACUGCCAAGAGCUGUUCCCCUCCCCUGAGCUGUGGGUAGCUCACCGCAAGGCCCAACACCUCUCUGCAGCAGCUGCCGAACCUCCCCCACCACCUCCUUUGCCUCCCCGGACACCACCGUCUCCACCCGCUCCUCCACCUGAAGUCAAGAUGGAGCCCUAUGAGUGUCCUGAGUGCUCAACCCUGUGUGCCACACCUGAGGAGUUCUUGGAGCAUCAAGGCACCCACUUCGACUCCCUCGAGAAAGAAGAGCACAACGGGCUGGAAGAGGAAGAAGAAGAGGAGGAGGAUGAAGAAGAUGAAGGUGAGACAGAGGAGGAGGAGGAGGCAGCAGAGGCUGGUGACGAUGCUGUGGGAGGCACUGAGUCCAGCGGGGCCCAAAGCUGUGGGGACUAUUCCCAGCAUUGGCCCUCAGCAGGGGCUCACCGGCAGCACCGGCGGGUAUCUCGUGGCCCGGCGUCAUCAGAGGCCCACCCCUUCCACUGCAGCCAGUGCCAGCGCAGCUUCAGCUCAGCAAACCGGCUGCUGGCUCACGGGCGGGCCCAUGUAGGUGGCACACACGAGUGCACCACCUGCUCCAAGGUCUUUAAGAAAGCUGCCUCGCUAGAGCAGCACCUGCAGCUGCACCGCGGUGAAGCCCGCUACCUCUGUGUGGACUGUGGCCGUGGCUUUGGCACAGAACUCACGCUCGUGGCCCACCGGCGGGCGCACACUGCCAACCCACUGCAUCGCUGCCGCUGUGGCAAGACUUUCAGCAACAUGACCAAGUUUCUGUACCACCGGCGCACUCACGCCGGCAAGAGUGGCACCCCCCGCACAGUAGCCACAGCAGCCUCAGCUGCAGCCGAACCUCCACCCCCUCCACCUCCCCCAGCCCCGCCUGCCCAGCUGCCCUGCCCACAGUGCUCCAAGUCCUUCGCCUCAGCCUCCCGGCUCUCCCGGCACCGCCGUGCAGUCCAUGGGCCCCCUGAGCGGCGGCACCGCUGUGGCGUGUGUGGCAAGGGCUUCAAGAAGCUGGUUCAUGUACGCAACCACCUGCGGACACACACGGGUGAAAGGCCCUUCCAGUGCCACUCGUGUGGCAAAACCUUUGCUUCUUUGGCCAAUCUCAGCCGCCACCAGCUGACCCACACGGGUGUGCGUCCUUAUCAGUGCCUGGACUGUGGCAAACGCUUUACGCAGAGCUCCAACCUGCAGCAGCACCGGCGGCUGCACCUGCGGCCGGUUGCCUUCGCCCGCGCCCCCCGCCUCUCCAUCACUGGGCUCUACAACAAGAGCCCCUACUACUGUGGGACCUGCGGUCGUUGGUUCCGCGCCAUGGCUGGCCUGCGCCUGCAUCAGCGGGUCCACGCCCGAGCCCGGACAGCGACCCUCCAGCCGCCCAGAUCACCACCUCCUGCCCUGCCACUGCCCCCCGAGCCCCAGCAGACCAUCAUGUGCACAGAGCUGGGGGAGACCAUUGCCAUCAUUGAGACAUCCCAGCCUCUGGCCCUUGAGGACACACUGCAGCUGUGCCAGGCUGCACUGGGGGCUAGUGAGGCAAGUGGGCUGUUGCAGUUGGACACCACCUUUGUGUGA
Molecule: messenger RNA, 2031 nt
Organism: Orycteropus afer afer
Lineage: Eukaryota; Metazoa; Chordata; Mammalia; Tubulidentata; Orycteropodidae
Gene: ZNF526
Product: zinc finger protein 526
Biological process (GO): regulation of transcription by RNA polymerase II
Cellular component (GO): nucleus
Molecular function (GO): RNA polymerase II transcription regulatory region sequence-specific DNA binding; DNA-binding transcription factor activity, RNA polymerase II-specific
Source: RefSeq, a predicted model, not a curated record